Molecule: messenger RNA, 1038 nt
Organism: Erigeron canadensis
Lineage: Eukaryota; Viridiplantae; Streptophyta; Magnoliopsida; Asterales; Asteraceae
Exons: 3
Coding region: 69-839 (256 amino acids)
Cellular component (GO): mitochondrial matrix
Source: RefSeq, a predicted model, not a curated record
UAUUGUAAAACCCCCCAAAAUUUCCACAAAACCCUACCCUCCACCACCAAAAACCCUAACUCCCAAAAAUGUCUCUCAACGCUAUCUUUCGCAGAUCGGCGCCUCUGGCAGCUCGAUUACUGACCACCGGUCAAACCAGAUGCUUCACCCACCAAAGCGGCGGCAGCGCUGCUCUGUUCACCGCCGUCAAUCACCUCAUUUCCGUUGACAAGUUUAUGGCUCAGCAAUCAUUUUCUUAUUCCGCUUCACCUGCUGUGAAACGACCUAGUUCUGAUGAUUCAUUGAUUCGUGUUAUUGAAUCGGAAAUCAAAUGCUCUGAAGAUAGCUUUGAGGAGGUAGAUGAUAUUCCCGAGGGUUUCCCUUUUAAGAUCAGUGAUAACCCUGGACAGCAAACCGUAACUUUAACCAGAGAAUACCAAGGUGAAACUAUCCACGUUGAAGUCGAACAAUCUAGCCUUGUUACAGGUGAGGAAGACGAUGAGGAUGAUGAUGCUGAUGAUGAUACUGAAAAAGACAAUCAAGCAAGUCUACCGAUGAUUGUGAAAGUCUCUAAAGCUGGUGGGCCCUGCUUAGAAUUUGGUGUCACUGCUUAUGCUGAUGAGAUUGUCAUCGAUAGCUUGUCUGUGAAAGAUCCAGAUAUGACUGAAGAUCAACUUCCUUAUGAAGGACCUAGAUUUGAUGAAUUGGAUGAGAACUUGCAAAAGGCGUUCCACAAGUAUUUGGAAAUCAGAGGAAUCAAGCCCGGAGUCACAAACUUUAUGCAUGAAUACAUGGUGAACAAGGAGCACAGAGAGUAUACAAACUGGCUGAAGAACCUUAAGAAGUUUGUGGAGGCUUAAAAAGUAAUGCUUCCUCUGAAGUAAUUUUGAUUCUGAUAGCCCCUUAUGGAUAAACAUAUAUUGAAUGCUUACGGGUUUUGAACUAUUAGGUACACCUAUCCAUGAGAAUAUAAAUAUGCUGUUUUAGCGUAUAAUGAGUUUUAACUCUUUUGUAAGUUAAUGUGGAACCGUAAACUAAUAAUGAUUAUGGUUUAAUGAA